AUGUCCGGCCGCAAGCUGGGAGGCGGCCGCAUCUUGGGCAGCGGCAAGGGCCUCGCCCCUCCAACGCCUCCCGCAGUCCAGGGCCAUCGACGCACCCCGAGCCCCUUUGCUCCCUCCGAAAGCACCCUGUCUCUCAACUCGUCCUCGGCUUCUCCCCCAGUCUCGAGCCCCCUGCCCGACUUUGCCCAGGAUCUUACGUCAAACAUCAGCGUCGGCGGGCCCUCGAGGACGGCCACCGCGAGCUCGAAGCUGGUCUGCCCAAUAUGCGAAGAGGAGAUGUCUCUGACCCCUCUCAGACACAUCGAUGACAACCACCAAGAAUUGCCCGAGGUCGAACAGGAUGAGGUCCGCACGUGGUUCGACAAGCAGGUCCUCAAGGCCAAACGAUUCCAACCACUAUCCAUCAUCAACCAGAAACUCCGAGGCCUCGAUGUCUUCGAAUCGAACGAGUCGAUGCCGGUUGCCGCGCCCGUAGCAGCGAAGCUCGUCGAAGGCCCGAUAGAUCCGGAUGAGCUCAUCACCAGGGCGCAUUGGCAGCGCCAAACGAGCAACGACCGAUGCACCGAUCCGACAUGCGCCAAAGGACUCGGGGCCGUCAACGGAAGUAUAAACUGCCGGAACUGCGGGAGGCUGUUCUGCGAGGAGCACACCAUGUAUCAGAUGAGGCUGUCGAGGGCCGCACAGCAUGAUCCUGUGCGGGGAUAUUGGGUCAGGGUGUGCGAGACGUGCUACAAGUCGAGAGAUGGCUACAACGACCACAACGGCGUCCUGAUUGACCACACGUCGGCCUUUGCGGAAAUGCGACGGAAGAGGGUGGAGAGGCAGAACCUCGAAGUGGCUAGGCUGGAAAAGCGUUUGACCAAGCUGACGCAGCUGCUUGCGAAUGCGCCCGAGGAGGUCACAACCAACGGCGGAAAUCUGCUCUCGCCCGUCGCGACCCUAACAGGCCAAAAGAACCAGCGGAAGCUAUUGGAGCAAUCGGUGGUGACGUGGGAAGACGACGCUUCCGUCACGCAAUGCCCCUUCUGCCAGCAAGAGUUCGGGUCUUGGACGUUUAGAAGACACCACUGCCGGAUAUGCGGCCGCGUGGUUUGCGCCGAUCCACUUACAGGCUGCUCGAGUGAAGUGGGCUUGAGCAUAGCCAGUCCUACGAGCCUGGCAACGGAGAAGCCCCCGACGACAGCGCAGCCUGGCCAGCUAAGCGUCGAUGUGCGCAUGUGCCGGGAUUGCAACCACACGAUAUUCUCGAAACGCGACUUUGCAGCGACCCUGGUCCACAAACCGCCAGACCAGCGCGCAUACGAGACGUUGCGUCAGUUUGAACGCGGUAUUCGCCAGCUUAUGCCCAUUUUCCAGCGGACCUUGCUUGCGCUGCAGCCAGAGGGAGAGGACGGGUCGGAUGUUUCGAGGCCGCCACCGACCCACGCCCAGAUCCAAGAGGCGUCCAAGAUUCGCAAACGUCUCACCGAUGCAUUCACAAAGUACGACACGGCCGCGCGCCGCCUCCGCGAUAUGAAGACAACGUCGAAAACCCAGCUGCGUCUACAACAGGCCGUCUACGCCGCCGCCUCCUCGUUCCUACACACUCACAUGUUGACGCUCAAAUCGGUCCCGCAAAUCCUUCGAUCUCGGUCGUCACAAACAUCGCGUCUCCGCGCUCUCCAGUCGGGUAGCGUCAACGGGUCGUCGUCGUCACUGCACCUGUCGCCCCUUCGCAACCAGGAACUCGCCGAGUCGGAAACGGCCAGCCAGGCCAGCGAGACCAGCACCGCCGUGUCGGCGCUCGAGACGGAGGAGAAGGAGGCCCGCGAGCGCCUGGUGGUCCUCGAGGAGCAGCGCUUCAUGGUGCAGCAGAUGGUGGACAACGCGCGGGAUGCCCGGCGGUUCGAGGAGGUCAGCGCGCUGACCCGCAACGUCGAGGAGCUCGACCGAGAGAUCGAGAAGGCCAAGAAGAUGGUUGGCGGCGUCGAGGAACGGUGGGAGGGUCUGUACGCGUCCGGCCUGGCGCGGUGA
Molecule: messenger RNA, 2013 nt
Organism: Colletotrichum spaethianum
Lineage: Eukaryota; Fungi; Ascomycota; Sordariomycetes; Glomerellales; Glomerellaceae
Product: vacuolar transporter chaperone 1
Exons: 3
Coding region: 1-2013 (670 amino acids)
Molecular function (GO): metal ion binding
Source: RefSeq, a predicted model, not a curated record